Messenger RNA from Manihot esculenta (cassava), 4212 nucleotides. RefSeq lists its product as uncharacterized. Lineage: Eukaryota; Viridiplantae; Streptophyta; Magnoliopsida; Malpighiales; Euphorbiaceae. The transcript has 9 exons. The coding region runs from base 503 to 3961 and encodes 1152 amino acids. The record is from RefSeq and is a predicted model, not a curated record.
GAGAGUCAAACGGAGAGAGGCGGACGCCAAAUGAACCCCCAAGUACCCAACACUUUCUAAAUGCCCCUGUUCCGUUCCGAUUCCGCUAGAGUUCAUAAGCGCGUGCCAUUUUUCGUUCCGUGCAGAUAGAGGAGAAACAGGAUUCUCCGCUCUCUCCCACACAGCUCUUUUAGCUCCCUUCUCGCAAUCUUCUUUCUUUAAUCAAUCUAGCAAUCGGAUAUAUUCUCUUCGUGGCAAAAACCAAAGUAUCAGGGAGGAACAGCUUCAUCAGAAUUCAAGUUUGAAAAUUAUCAGGUGCUCAUUCUUAUCAUAUGGUUUAGUGUUCGAAUCUGGUGAGAAUUAGGGAAACUAUUAUGUUUCAAAAAUAAUUCAUCACAAAAAAAUGUGAAUGAGCUUUUGCUUAACAUAGGGUCAGAUAAUUUAGGGUUAGGUAUUUUACAAUCUCCUGGUGAAUCAUAGGGGCAGUUUUUCUUUUGGGUUACUGGGCACCAAAUUUCAAGAUAUGAAGGGGCGGUCGCACCGUCUCCAGAGUCAUGACCUGCACGAGGACUGGGUCGAUGGCUCCUGGACGGUGGAUUGCGUCUGCGGUGUUAAUUUUGAUGAUGGGGAAGAGAUGGUUAAUUGUGAUGAUUGUGGUGUUUGGGUGCACACGCGGUGCUCCCGGUAUAUGAAGGGAGAUGAGUUAUUUACUUGUGAUAAGUGCAAGAGCAAGAAGAAUAAGGAUGAAAGUGAGGAGACUGAGGUUGCUCAAUUGCUGGUUGAAUUGCCUACCAAAACUAUCCGACUAGAGAGUAGCUUUGCAGGAAAUGGGUCCUCAUGCAGGCCUUUUAGGCUUUGGACUGAUAUACCAAUGGAGGAGAGAGUACAUGUUCAGGGCAUUCCAGGUGGUGAUCCUGCAUUGUUUUCCGGGUUGCCCUCUGUUUUUACACCCGAGUUGUGGAAAUGCACAGGAUAUGUGCCUAAAAAGUUUAAUUUUCAGUAUAAGGAGUUCCCCUGCUGGGAGGAAGAGUGUGGUGAUAGCAGAAAUGAGGAACAUAAUGAAAAUACUGUUGAUAAAGGUGCAGGUGUUUUGUUUUCCCUAGCCAAGGAGGGUCCAUUGCCAACCCCCACAGCAGCUUUUAUUGGCAUGAAGGAGAGAGGUGAGGAAAGCAGUUUUGAUAGACAACAGUACUCUAGGGAAAAGAGAAAUUGGGUGAAUGAGGACAGUGAGGUUAGGCAUCCGCAGGUUGGAGUUAAAAAGGAGAGAAGCUUACUUCGACCAGUUGUAAUACACUCAAGUAAAAGCAAGAAAGAAGAUCUUGGAACAUCCAAAGAACAAAGUGGAAAGAAGAAGGCUAGAGCUGCAUACAAGGAGGUGGAUGCAAGGAAGAGAGGUUCACAUGUUUCUAGAACAGCAUUUACAUCCAUCGGUGAUGCAACAACAUUGGAAUUUUAUGAAGACAGAGGUCCAAAUUCUAUCAAGAGUGACAACUGGAGCAUGAAGAACAAGAAAUUGAGAGACACUAUGAUUCAGGAACAUGAAUCAGAUUUUUAUGCUUCUGUGGAUGAUGGUGUAGAGAAGUCCAAGAACUGUGUGGCAGUGAAUGAGUGCUCCUCAGAAGCUGCUUUAUCUACUGGCAUUUCUACACAUAAUUUUCCAACUGGAGUUGAACUGAAUAAAGGGAAAGUUAGCCAUGAAGGUGUAGAAGCAUUUAAGACUUCUCCCGAACUUCAUGAUGUAGCUAAAUCGGUACCUGAAGAAAUUGAUGUCAGAACAAUCCCUGCAGAGCAAGAGGGAGAUAACAUGCCAAAUGGUAAUCGAGAUGAUAUGAUGGAAGGUUCUGCUGGAAAUGAUGUUAAGCCUCUAACUGAUGAGGUGGCAAUGACUAUUCCAGAAGUGAAGGACAGUCAGAUUAAUGAUGAGCAUGAUAUGUUCCUGAGUUCAGUGCAGAAUAAUGUUAAAGUAGAUGCUAAUGGUGAAAAUUCUAUGGGAAUCCUGACUGAUCGAUCUUCGAUUGGUGAUGUGAAACAUAUAGAUCUUGAUUAUGAUAACAUUACUGAAAAUUCUACAACGAAAAAUGCAGCAUUAAGUAUUUCACUAUCUGGCAAGCAAAAUACUCAAGAGGUUGACAAAACUCGAGAAGCAACCAUUGAUUGCCAUGCAGAUAAGCAGAAUGGCUUAACUAGUGAACCUUCCCUGAUUCAACAAGAAUUAGAGGAAUCAGAGGAGGGUCUGUUCACAUUGCACAAAUGUGCCUCAGAACCUAAACUUGGUUCAGCUUUUCAUGAAGAAGGUGGUGUUAUCUCCAAAUCUUUGGCGUUACCCAAUCAGAAUAAAAUUGUUGUGUGUGUUAGAAGAUCUUCUUCUACUUCAUCUGCUGUCAUGGUUUCCAAAUCCUCCGAUUGUGACAAAUUUAGAUCAGUAGAUAUUAUUGAUACAGAUACUAAUCCUAAUGCUAAGCAACAAAUAGUGUCUCAGUGCAAUUCUAAUGCUAAGAAAGAACGAGCUGCAAGUGAUAUUGUUAAGGUCAAGGAUGAAGACAACCAGGACUUGUCAAGAAGAAAAGUAAAUGAACAUCCAAAAUCCUCUGUGAAUUCUGCUUCAAAACCAUCAAACUCAAGCAAAAGUUCACAUCUAUCCGUUAUUAAGAGAGCUUUGAUGGAGUCAAAAGAUUCUGAUCAUCAGUCAUCUGUUAAAAUAUCUUCAGCCCAGAAUUCCUGUGAGACUACAGUUCCACAAAAUGAUUGUGCUUCACAGGUUCAAAAUAAGGCAUCGGCAUCGGGGUUACCCCUAAGAAGUGAAAAGUUUAAUCAGUCUGGUAGCCAGUCGUCAUCCCAGGCAAAUCAUGCAAUGUCUAUGAACCCUCCCCCUUCUACUAAUUCUUCCGCAACUCUAAGCGAUGAAGAGCUUGCUUUGCUUUUGCAUCAAGAACUCAAUAGUUCUCCUAGAGUUCCUCGUGUUCCACGUGUUCGUCAUGCAGGCAGCUUACCCCAGUUGGCUUCUCCAACUGCAACAAGCCUGCUAAUAAAACGUACAUCUAGUUCUGGAGGAAGAGAUUAUAAUUUGGUUUCUAGAAGAAAAAAGAAGGAUGCAUCUAAAGAUGGGUUUUCCCAUUCUCACGCGCCUGAUGAUGAGACUAAAAAGGGGGAUAGAGUGCCAUCUUCACCUGAUCAGAAGAGACAAGAUACAGGAUAUAAAGCUGAUGACUUGUCUAAGGGAGAGGAUCCAAUAGCAGUACAUUCUGUCAAGAAAAGCAUCCCUUCUGCCUCCACCUCAACUGUAAACAGUGGUCCAUAUUCUUCUACUGAGCUUAAUGACCUUCAUUUGGCAUCUACACGUAAUUCGCCAAGAAAUAUAUCUGAUGAGGAGACAGCCAAUGUUCGGGAUCCUGUUCAUCACACUUUACCAGGCUUAAUCAAUGAGAUUAUGGGCAAAGGCAGGCGCAUGACAUAUGAGGAACUCUGUAAUGCUGUCUUGCCGCAUUGGCAUAACUUGAGGAAACAUAAUGGAGAACGUUAUGCAUAUUCUAGUCAUUCUCAGGCUGUUCUCGACUGCCUUAGGAACAGACAUGAGUGGGCACAGUUGGUGGAUCGCGGUCCCAAGACAACUUCAAGUCGGAAAAGGCGCAAGCUUGACGCUGAGGAAUCAGAAGAUAAUGAUUAUGGCAAGGGAAGAAAUGUGAAGGAAGGUGAAAGUAAAAGCCUUGAAUCACCACAAAGAGAUGAGUUUCCCAAGGGCAAGCGGAAAGCAAGGAAACGAAGGCGUUUGGCACUGCAAGGAAGAGGAAUAAACGAAAUUAGGAAGAGGCGGAAGGCAGAUUUGCUUACUGAUGAUGAUAGUGAGCCACUUUCUAAUUCAAGCGAGGAGAGUAUGUUCAGUGAAGAUGAGAUCCGGGGUGGAGCAGGUCCAGUUGGAAGUGAGGUCUCAGCUAGCUCAGAUGAGACGGGGGCAAUAACUCAUGGGACUUUAGCCAGUUGGUAAGAUAAGGUGGGGCAUUCUCUGUUGUGUAAUCUUUGCCGAAAGAGUCUCUAGACACAUUAUUGCAUCAAGUCAGCCGGUGAAACCCUAAAUCAGUGGCAUUUGAUAGUUGACCAUCUUGAAGGUCACCGGUGGCGAGCUAUCCUACAGGUUUUGGCGCAUAAAGGCGGAGCUGAAUCUGAUUUUGUAGUUGAAAUACUGGUGUACAUAUAUGUAACCUUUGUACCCUUAAUACAGGUCUUUUCUUCUGUAGA